UGAAUAAUCAAUGAAAAGGUUUAUCCAUGCAAGCUUCAAACCAAAGUCAAGGAUGUCGAUCCUUCCAGGGGAGUCCAAAGUUCCAAGAUUGUUUAUCCAUGCAUCAUUUUGUCGAUCUACUAAGAUUAAAUUGUCUCGUUGUAGUUGCAAGACUGGAACAAUAGACGGCAGUUUACACCACCCAGUGACUUCCAUGCUGACGCGAUGAAUGAUUAUUUCAUUUCUCAGGCAGUGAUAGAAAAUACCAGAGCAAAUGAUAUACACAAGCGAGUUCCCUUUUUAGUACCGCUUACUAGCAGGGUUAAGAUUUUCACUACACAACUAGCAGCAGCUAGGCAAAGGAAUGGAUCUCUUGCUGUUUUUGCCAGAAACCGGUUUAGAAUUCGACGAAAUCAUAUAUUGGAAGAUGCUUUCAGUCAGAUGAGUGCAUUGUCUGAAGUUGAUCUUCGAGGAUCGAUACGUGUGUCUUUUGUUAAUGAAUUUGGAGUUGAGGAGGCAGGAAUUGAUGGUGGUGGUAUUUUUAAAGAUGUCAUGGAGAACAUUACACAGGCAGCCUUUGACGUGCAGUAUGGUUUAUUUAAGCAAAUUGCUGACCAUUUGCUCUACCCCAAUCCUGGUUCGGGAAUGAUACAUGAGCAACAUCUCCAGUUUUUCCAUUUCCUCGAAGUUCUUUUGGCAAAGGUCAUGUUUGAAGGAACUCUUGUUGAUAUACUUUUUGCAACAUUCUUCUUGAGCAAGUUAAAACAGAACUUUCAAUAUCAGGUUCACUGGACAGCUUGGAUGUUGAUGACCUACGGACACAUACUACUUAUUCAAGUGGUUAUCAUAGGGAGCAUUAUGUCAUUGAGAUGUUUUGGGAAGUUAUCAAAAGUUUCUCAGUGGAAAACCAAAAGAAAUUUCUGAAGUUUGUAACUGGUUACUCUCGAGGACCACUUCGUAUCCUCAUUAUUCUUAAUUAUUUGUUUUGGUUUCCCUUAAGGGGAUAAGUUGGUUCCUUCUAGAGCUUAAACUAAUUUAUCCUGCUAGCAAAAAUCAUGUGAAAAAGUAACUCAGUAUGAGACAAGGUACAUUUCUGACUAGUACUUUAUU
Cucumis sativus (cucumber) is the source of this 1089-nucleotide messenger RNA. Its product is annotated as E3 ubiquitin-protein ligase UPL6-like. The transcript is spliced from 9 exons. The record is from RefSeq and is a predicted model, not a curated record. Gene Ontology annotation, biological process: ubiquitin-dependent protein catabolic process; protein polyubiquitination. Lineage: Eukaryota; Viridiplantae; Streptophyta; Magnoliopsida; Cucurbitales; Cucurbitaceae. The coding region runs from base 205 to 903 and encodes 232 amino acids. Gene Ontology annotation, molecular function: ubiquitin protein ligase activity.